AGUUUCCCCACACAAGCGAGAGGCGUUUCGUUUUAUUUUCCUUGUGCUUCAGUAGCACUUUUCACAUCUGAAACACGAACCUUGUCACUGUUUUGUGAUCGUGCCCUUUAGGAGGAGAAAAACACUCUGCAUCAAAUGAACUUGUGGGUUUCAUGUGGAAUCCCAGAGGGAAAGGGCCACGUCUUUCUUUCCUCGUGUAUCCACAGUGUCCAGCACUCGGCGUGGCGCUCAGUGAGGGUGUCCUGAACGCAUCACAUGGAAAUGGCUAAAGAGAUGGACACAUGAAUGGACGAGGAAAACGAAGGAAUGGAGAAAUCGAGGAAGGAACGAAGGGAGGCUGGAGUCCGGAGGGCUGGACGUGCGCGGCCCCACCGCCCGGGGGCGGUGUGCAGGGGCGCGCGGGCCGCCCGAACUCCUUUAGAAGGCUCUGCUCCGCAGUCCUGCCGCCGGCAGACACGCGGGAGGCGGAGCGGGUGGGCCGCGCGCGCGCGCGCGGGGCACCUGAGACGCGAGCGUGGGAGCCCGGGGCCCGCGGCGGAGGCAGGUGCAGCUGUCCCACCCUUGACCUCUAGCUGCUGAGGCUCUGGGGCCGCACCAUGUCUCGCGGAGCGGAGGCGCUGGCCCUGUCAGUGUGGAACUCAGCUUCAGACCUGUCCUGGGAGCCCCGGCGCAGCAACGCAAUGGCUCAUCGUGAUUCUGAUGUGCAAGAAGAAUGUCUGAGGGAAGACCUGAAGUUCUACUUCAUGAACCCGUGUGAAAAGUUCCGAGCCAGACACCAGAUCCCAUGGAAACUGGGUCUGCAGAUUUUGAAGAUAGUCAUGGUCACCACACAGCUUGUUCGUUUUGGUUUAAGUAACCAGCUCGUGGUUGCUUUCAAGGAAGAAAACACUGUUGCUUUUAAGUACUUGUUUCUGAAAGGCUAUUCUGGCAUAGAUGAAGAUAACUACAGUUGCAGUGUAUAUACUCAAGAGGACGCCUAUGAGAGCAUAUUUUAUGCUAUUAAUCAGUAUCAUCGUCUAAAGAACAUAUCCCUGGGGACCCUGAGCUACGGAGAAAAUGAAGAAAAUAGAAUUGGCCUAAAAGUCUGUAAGCAGCAUUACAAGACAAGGGCCAUGUUUCCUUCUAAUGAGACACUGAAUAGUGACAGCAACACUGAAGCAGACUGUCUUCACUUGGACCUCCAGGCCCUCUCCGAGAACCCUCCAGGCUGGAAGAACUCAUCAUUCUUCAGACUGGAGUUUUAUAGGCUCUUGCAAGUUGAAAUCUCCUUUCACCUCAAAGGCAUUGACCUGCAGAGGAUUCUGUCCCGAGAGUUACCAGACUGUUACGUCUUUCAGAAUACGAUUACCUUCGACAACAAAGCUCACAGCGGCAAAAUCAAAAUCUAUUUUGACAGCAAUGCUAACAUUGAAGAAUGUAAAGGUUUAAACAUAUCUGGAUCUGGUCAGAAAAACACUCAGUAUGUGCUGGCAUUUGAUGCGUUCGUCAUUGUGAUUUGCUUGGCUUCCCUGACUCUGUGCACAAGAUCCAUCUUCCUUGCUCUGAGUUUACGCAAGAGAUUUGUACAUUUCUUCCUGGAGAAGUACAAGCGGCAUGUGUGUAACGCUGACAAGUGGGAGUUCGUCAACGGGUGGUAUAUCCUGGUGAUCAUCAGCGACCUAAUGACAGUGGUUGGAUCCAUCCUGAAGAUGGAAAUUCAAGUCAAGAACCUCACAAAUUACGACCUGUGCAGCAUUUUGCUCGGAACAUCCACACUUCUCGUCUGGGUUGGCGUCAUCAGAUACCUGGGUUACUUCCAAAAAUAUAAUGUGCUCAUCUUGACAAUGCAAGCCUCACUGCCGAAAGUUCUUCGCUUCUGCGCCUGCGCUGGGAUGAUCUACCUGGGCUACACCUUCUGCGGCUGGAUUGUCUUAGGCCCAUAUCACAAUAAGUUUGUAGGUCUGAAUACAGUUUCUGAGUGUCUGUUUUCUCUGGUCAACGGUGAUGAUAUGUUUGCGACCUUCGCUCAGAUCCAGCAGAAGAGCAUCUUGGUGUGGCUGUUCAGUCGCCUGUAUUUGUAUUCCUUCAUCAGCCUAUUUAUAUAUAUGAUCCUCAGCCUGUUCAUUGCUCUUAUUACAGAUUCUUAUGACACCAUUAAGAAAUACCAGCAGAAUGGGUUUCCUGUGACGGAUCUGCAGGCGUUCCUCAAGGAAUGUGGUAGCCGGGGGCAGUGUCAGAAGCAGCCCUCAGCCCUCCAGUGCUGCGUCUGCUGUCUGAGGAGGAAAGAAAGUGAUGACCACUUGAUACUUCCUAACUAAAAUUCUUCUGCCAAAGAUAAUCGAGUUGCAGGCUCCUUAUCCAGUGACAAUGUGGAGGGACCCCCAAAUGGCUUGGACUGGCAUGUCCAAAAAUACCGAUGUUCUGUGUGGAGUAGGAAAGAAGCCUGUCAGCUGGCUGACCACAACUGAAGUUCCCAAGUUCCUUUUUGCACACUUGGAUGGUGAAGCACAGACCACACCAACUACUGGGCAUCAGUGCAAUGGACCAGUGAUUAUGAAAUUCUUGUAACUUAUGACAUGACAAUGUUAGGAUGCAAAAAAUCAUAUUUCAGAAUGUGCAAAAGAAUGGUGUUGGAAACCACGCACUUACAGAUGCGUGAUUAUCCUCACAUAGGGUUUUUUUUUUUAAGUGAUUCUUGGCUUAGAAGAUGUCUGUUAAUUCAUGGUCUGCACAGGGACAAAUUUGAUUGCAAUACCAAAUUAGAGGCUCGAGCUGGAAAAUGAUUAGGCCAUUUAAGAUGACAUCUAAAUCCACAGAAAGACCUCUGGCAGUGGACAUUUCCUGGCCCAUUUUCCUGUGGUUUUUCUCAGUAGGAUAUGAAGUGACCAUUGGCACAGUGAGCGAGGUGAACAGGAGACACCUUGUCCCUUGAGCUCGGGGCUGAUUGCGCGCACACAGCGGGCGGAGGUCACCUGUAGCUGUGCUCGCUCAUCUUAACAAAUGGACAGUUUCCCCCAUGGCGGGGACUCACCCUUGCCAAGCAAGGAAAGAUGGUGUUUUUUACCUAAAUAAAUUUAUUUUUAUCAUAACA
Messenger RNA from Phyllostomus discolor (pale spear-nosed bat), 3070 nucleotides. RefSeq names its product mucolipin 2 (gene MCOLN2). Gene Ontology annotation, cellular component: plasma membrane; lysosomal membrane. The transcript is spliced from 14 exons. The coding region runs from base 597 to 2297 and encodes 566 amino acids. Gene Ontology annotation, molecular function: NAADP-sensitive calcium-release channel activity. The record is from RefSeq and is a predicted model, not a curated record. Lineage: Eukaryota; Metazoa; Chordata; Mammalia; Chiroptera; Phyllostomidae.